Molecule: messenger RNA, 1926 nt
Organism: Lytechinus variegatus (green sea urchin)
Lineage: Eukaryota; Metazoa; Echinodermata; Echinoidea; Temnopleuroida; Toxopneustidae
Product: NADP-dependent malic enzyme-like
Exons: 12
Coding region: 141-1913 (590 amino acids)
Biological process (GO): malate metabolic process; pyruvate metabolic process
Cellular component (GO): mitochondrion
Molecular function (GO): NAD binding; malate dehydrogenase (decarboxylating) (NADP+) activity; malate dehydrogenase (decarboxylating) (NAD+) activity
Source: RefSeq, a predicted model, not a curated record
GCCUAGAGGAUCUAGUCUAUUUCGUUUUCAUCUGAAUUUGAAGUUUGAUUUUUGGUAUUCAGGAGAAAGGCUCUUCAUAAACCCUUGGAUUUAUCACUUCUAGCCAUUAGAAUUCUAAUUUCUGAAUAUCUUUCAUAAGGAUGGAAAUUAUGGCGAGUGUUAGAACAAUGUUUAAAUCGAGUCGAGUUCUCGUAGGCUGUUGCCGCCGCUAUGCUGCCUCUACCUCUGGAGGUGACCAGGCCAGACUUCAGGGGCUGAAGGCUCUCCGGCUUCCGCAGAUGAAUAAGGGUACAGCAUUCACCUUGAGGGAGCGCCAGGCAUUGGGUAUCCAUGGCUUGCUACCACCUGUCAUCAGCUCUAUGGAGCUACAGGAAGAAAGGAUCCUACACAACCUCAAAGAUCACAGUCCUCUUGAUAAAUAUGUACAGCUUAUGGAUUUACAGGAUCGUAAUGAGAAGCUUUUCUACAGGGUCUUGUGUAAUCACAUCACAGAUAUGAUGCCCAUCGUGUAUACGCCCACUGUUGGGUUGGCAUGCCAACGGUAUGGCUACAUCUUCCGCCGACCGAGGGGGCUCUUCAUUACCAAGUACGAUAAGGGACAUGUCCGGGACAUCAUCGCAUCCUGGCCAGAGCAAAACGUGAAGGCUAUUGUCGUUACUGAUGGAGAGAGAAUCCUAGGCCUGGGUGAUCUAGGCUGUUAUGGUAUGGGUAUUCCUGUGGGUAAACUAGCUCUGUAUACAGCCAUUGCUGGUGUACAUCCUUCACAGUGUCUACCUGUCAUGAUCGAUGUCGGAACAGACCGCCAGUCACUACUUGACGAUCCACUCUACAUUGGUUUGAAGGACAAGCGGGAUCGAUCUGAAAACUAUGACCAACUUAUUGAUGAAUUCAUGGAGGCAGUGGUUGAAAGGUAUGGACAGAAUUGCUUGAUCCAGUUUGAAGACUUUGCCAACAACAAUGCGUUCAGGCUUCUUGAGAAAUACCGCAACAAGUACACUGUUUUCAAUGAUGAUAUACAGGGUACAGCAUCAGUGGCUGUUGCAGGGUUACUUGCUAGCUUGAGGAUCACCAAGACAAAGCUUAGUGAGAAUAAAUUCCUUUUCCAGGGUGCCGGUGAGGCCUCAUUAGGUAUAGCUGAUCUUAUAGUCAACGCCAUGCAGGAAGAAGGGCUCAGUGUAGAGAAUGCUAGACAGAGGAUCUGGCUUGUGGAUUCUAGAGGUCUGAUUGUCAAGGGUAGGCCUUCUGGCGGUAUCUCGGACCACAAAGCUCGCUACGCCCAUGAACACAAACACAUGACAGAUCUACCUGAAAUAGUCAACGCAGUCAAACCAACUGUACUUAUUGGUGCUGCUGCGAUCAGCGGCGUCUUCACACCUGAUAUCCUCAAGGCUAUGGCAUCCUUCAACAAGCGCCCCGUUAUCUUUGCUCUGAGCAACCCCACAAGCAAGGCUGAGUGCACUGCAGAACAAGCCUAUACACACACCAAUGGUCAGUGUGUGUUUGCCAGUGGAAGCCCCUUUGAUCCGUUCACUUUACCCAACGGGAAGACACUGGUACCAGGACAAGGCAACAAUGCUUAUGUCUUUCCCGGUGUAGCUCUUGGUAUCAUCGCCUUUGGGAUCAGGCAUGUCAGUGACUCGAUCUUCCUUGAGGCAGCAAAGUGCAUUGCCAAUUUAGUGACCGAAGCUCACCUCGGCGAGGGACGUGUCUACCCCCCUCUUGAAGAUGUGAGAGAAGUAUCCGUCCAGAUCGCGGUCCGUGUCGGUGAGUACGCUUACGGGACCGGUAUGGCGUCCAAGUACCCCCGGCCAGACAACAUGGAGGCGUACGUAAGGAAAUGCAUCUAUGACUACGAGUACGAGUCAUUCACGCCUGAUUACUACGACUGGCCCAACACCGAGUCCAAGUACUAGGUGAUAACCUCUG